UAUCACACUAAGCUAUUGGAAAUGAGCGGAAAUCUGAGCAAGCUCGCGAUCGUGCUCACAGUCGUCUUCGCGGUGUCUGUCACGGCCUUGGUUGCACAGCUCAUCUGUGUCAAGUGGCGGCAGAGGCGGUUCCGAAGGCGGAGCCUCGGGGCGGGUGACCGCGAGUCCAAUUCCAGUGCGGCGGAUGUCGCAGCCGCCUUCUACUCGCCCUCCAAGGAGCUGCUCUACUUCUUCUGCUGGAAGAACCAGUCCCGAGUCGAGCCCAACGGGAGGGUUCAUGAGGCCCGGUCCAGCACGACCGAGUCUGAGGAGGAUAUCGACGACAUCCUGAAGUGGCACGGGACCAUGUUCGGUCCCCCGAGGUUCCUCUUCACCAUCAGGGAAGACCAAGAGCGAGAAGUCGAGUCGGAGUCCGACGUUAUUAACAACAACAGCAACGGCAGUGGCCCCAGUGCUCCUCCGGUGGAGGAGAUCAUGAGGAAGAGGGUGUCCCUGCGGGAGUGUUUGGAAGCGCCCGAGGCCGAGGCCGAGGCCCUACCGGUGGCAGAGGCGGAGGCAGACGAUGAAGUAGCCGUAACGGUUGUCUCGUUCGAUGUGACCCCGUUCUCGACCCCCUGCGCCUCGCCUACAUACUUCACCCCGUCGCCUUCUCCAGCACGUGACAGUCACGUGGACACCCAUCCUGAAGGGGACACUAGUGAUCUUUCCAUCGCAGGCCUCCGAAGCUCUGUGGAAGAACGUAAGGCACCGGAAUUUGUUAGCUUAGAAAUUGGUGUGGCAUAAGCCUAAAAAGAACCCGAAAAUGCAGCAGAUCAUCGGUGUGGCCACCGGCAGCUAAGAGGCCGACUGGGUGACGAGCUUGACCGGCGAAAGUUGAUGUCGAGCAUUUUGAUACUGGGUGAUCGAGUGUGGUCAGUGGUAUAGUAUAUGACAUAUUGUAUAUACAUAGCUAAUUUUCUUUUCUCCUCCCGGCCGGGUCGGGGUUGAUCGUGAACUUUUGACAUUUGACUUCAUUUCUCCCCCUGACCUGCAUGCCACGUCAGCUAAUGGCCCGACGUGGUGGGGUCCAACUGGGUGUGAGUUUUACUUCCCUUUUUUUAAUCUAAUUACGAAAAUUAAUUAUUUCGAGUA
Messenger RNA from Punica granatum (pomegranate), 1131 nucleotides. The record is from RefSeq and is a predicted model, not a curated record. Lineage: Eukaryota; Viridiplantae; Streptophyta; Magnoliopsida; Myrtales; Lythraceae.